AUGCCCUCCUACACCCGAAUUCCCUCGCUUUCUACCGCCUUGGAGCAGGAACGUCUCGAGCUGUUGCAGGAGGUGCAAGAGAAACGCAAAUCAAAGAAGCCCAGCCCUCCCCGAUCCAAGGGGGAUCAGAAUAACCACCACCAUCACAUCCAUAGCCCCUCCGUCGCCCCAUCACCCGGUGACCUCCCUCCGCGCCAUGGGUCCAUCGCCGGUAUUGGUGUUGGCGUGACUCCCCCGUCCGGUCGAAACGACGAACCUGAACCCUCCUCUUCUCCAUCGACUCCCCUUCGUGCCACCACCACCGCUGUAGCUCCUCCACCUCUACCGAAGCCCAAAACCACCACCUCCGGUCCUCCCGAACCUGCCGCCCGCCGGGCCAGUGAUCAGUCAUCCGACACGUCCAGGCCUGCUGAACAGAGACCCCGACCCAGCAUCCGUUGGGACGCCUCCGUGAGCAUGUCCCCCAGUGCCACCGGUCAUGGUGGACACCGCCGGAGUCUCCAGGUGCAGGAGAAAUCGGCCAAUCGAACAAUGCCUGGGAAAAAUGCAAUGGCGGCAGUGAUGUCAGGGCUCGACCUGAGCUUCAACCUCCCGAGCUUCAGUCGCGGUAGAGACUCCGGUCGCUCCAGCACCCGACGAGGCAACUCCUUGGAUUCUCGCUUUUCGGCCCCACGAUUUGCCCGCUCCAGCUCGCCGAAACAUCGCGUAGUUAGUCAGACCCCGCGCAACCCGGCGCCUUCCGCCAUGAAGCCGGUGGUCUCAGAGAAACCCAAGCCGACGGAGAAGACAGAAACGGAGAGCAUCGACAAGGAUGCGACUCCAGUCCCUCAGACGGACGCGCCCGACGCGCCCGACAGUGCCGUCAAGCUCCCCACCGAGGAGGAUCAGCGCUUGGAGAAGGACAAAUAUGACAGUGAAAACAAUCCCAUUGAGAGCAGUGAAGAAGAAGAGGACUCUUCCUCGAGCGAUGAUGAGAGUCCGCCCGAUGUGACACGCGGUCGGUCCCAAACAGCCGACCGGAGCUCGACAGACACCACGAGUGAACUGGAUACUGCUACGUCCGUAUCGCAACCAGACCUUGAAGACAAGUCAGAUUCAGCGUCGGACAAGUCGGAUUUUGUCCAUUCGUCCAAACUCGGGCCAAUCCCCAAGAAACCAGAUGUCCAUCCUCAAACCAGCUUCGACUCGCACUCCGCCACCAACACGCCGUUUGGAUCAGAGGACGAGGCCGAAUUGUCUGACAUCAAGCGGGCACAGAAGCUCGGCAUGCAGAUGUCGGCGAUUGAUAAUUCCGUCCAGAACCGGUCCAUUCGGACGAUCGUCCGCGGGGACUAUACCAACCUGCCCGAGUACACCGAUAGUGGGCGCCGGCGCCGGCGCAAAUAUAUGGUCGCCACCGACUUGAGCGAGGAGUCUGUCUACGCGCUCGAGUGGACUAUCGGUACCAUUCUGCGGGACGGGGACACCAUGUUUGCUGUCUGUGCGAUCUACGAUGAAUCGGCCUCCAGCGCCACCCAGAAUGGAGACGGCGCCAAGGCAAUGCAGGACGUGGCCGCGGUCGUCGGAUCGCAGACGGAAGAAACUACCCUUAAACCGAACAACGACUCAGGCACUAAUCUUCCCCGCGCCAUUCUGGGACGGUUGGGGACAGGCACGGAUAGUAAACCCGGAUCGGUUGAUUCUCGGGGCAUGUCAAAGACGGAAUCCGAGCGGGUUCGGGCGGUCGAAUCCAUCUCCCAGACCUGCGUUCGUCUGUUACGAAAGACGCUGCUCCAAGUGCGUGUGGCGGUCGAGGUGAUCCACUGCAAGAGCCCGAAGCACAUGAUCACGGAAGCUAUCGACGGGCUGGACCCGACACUCGUUAUUGUAGUGUGCUCCUGGGUUCGUUCUCAAACUACUUGGUGA
Messenger RNA from Aspergillus terreus NIH2624, 1905 nucleotides. Its product is annotated as universal stress protein family domain protein. The record is from RefSeq and is a predicted model, not a curated record. NCBI's taxonomy places the organism in Eukaryota, Fungi, Ascomycota, Eurotiomycetes, Eurotiales, Aspergillaceae. Bases 1 to 1905 code for a protein of 634 amino acids. The transcript has 4 exons.